AUGUCAUCUGCAUCUGUGGCAAAUGAACCCAUCUCGAAGGAUGCAGAAGUUCAAUAUUCGUCGCAGACAUCUUUCAAUAUCGACAAUGAGAACGACAAUCCGCCCGGCUCAUCUGCUACCCCGUCGACGUCUGACAGCAAGGGUGAUGCCACGAGCGAUGCUGCGUCCGGAGACAAUGCCAUCAACGCGGUAUCUACCGCUAGUGCUGGACCGCCAGCAGGCAGCCCUCCCUCCGAGUCUGAGAACGAAACGAGCCAUGUCGUUCACGGGAGAGCUGAGUCCUCAGAGAGCGCCGCGGAUCUGGAGCGCGCGGCUCAAAACGGCAGCUCUGAGACGUCCUCAGUCGUCGAGCAGCAACCACACGCUACAGCGGCCGCCAGUAACGAGUUCCACUUCGGCGCCCAGCAGAGCACGUUCGGCUUGCGUGUCGAGACUUCACGCGCUUCGAAUGAAGCAAAGACAGGCCGAUCGUCUCGUCGAGCCACCGGAAAGAAGCAGGCCUCCGCCGUGAAUCGGUCCGCAGGCGAAGACGCCGAGGGCAAAGAGACGAAUCUGGAUACGAAGAGAAGAGAUCCCUCUUCCGGCACUAGCGGCGACGAGACUGUCCUCUCGCUUGAUGACAACUAUGCGAUAGUGACAAGCAUGAAGAGCUUCUCCCAGAGCAUCCACAAGCCCGCUCUAGCCGCUCAGCCACUCCUCGUCCCGAAGAAAUGCUACGCACAGCCAGGCGUUCCAUGCAAGAAGAUUUUCGGCUGCGUCGGAGACCCGGACCGGUACGACAGCGAAGGCAAAUACAUAUCUCCGCCAGGCGGGCAGGGUCGAUGCCACGGCGGCGAGAGUCGGAAUGCGCACAAGAAGCGCAAGGACGAGGCGCGGAAGAUGGAAUUGUGUUGCGCUUGCUAUCGCAAGUUCAAGAAUGAACCUUUGGAAGAUUGA
Messenger RNA from Lecanosticta acicola, 936 nucleotides. Lineage: Eukaryota; Fungi; Ascomycota; Dothideomycetes; Mycosphaerellales; Mycosphaerellaceae. The record is from the annotation of a GenBank genome assembly.